AUGGAUGCAAAUCCAAAUUCAAGUCCCGGAUCGGGAGGCUUCAACCCUACCAUGGACAUGCAGCAAUUCAUAGCGUUCUUCAAUCAAGUUGCGCAUAUUCAAGGCCACAUCAACAAGCAGUCACAUCCAAGUAUACCUAUCACUAAUGUCACCCUCAAUGGUGCAAAUUAUGGUACAUGGAGUAGGGCUAUGGAAAGGGCUCUAAAGUCUAAGAACAAACUCAAGUUUAUUGAUGAUAGCAUCAAGAAACCUGAGAGCACAGACUCAAUUUUUGAGGCAUGGGAGAGAUGUAAUACAUAUGUAGUGGCUUGGAUAAAUCUCUCACUUAGUUUGGGCAUUUAUCAAAGUGUUCUUUGGACCAACAUAGCAUAUGAGUUGUGGAAUUAUUUAAACCAUAGAUAUUACCAAGGUGAUCGUUUUAGAGUUGCUGAACUAAAUGAGGAAUUGUAUGCCCUUAAACAAGGUGACCUUAAUGUUACUGCAUAUUUUGCCAAGCUCAAAACUAUAUGGGAAGAGCUUGAUAAUUUUAGACCGAUUCCAAUGUGUGCAUGUGAGAUGAAGUGUGAUUGUGGACUGGGAAUUAUCAGAAUGCAAAGGGAAGAAGAUAGAGUUACAAAGUUUCUUCGGGGACUAGGUGAACAAUACUCCAAUGUCAAGUCACAAAUCAUGUUGAUGGAAGAACUGCCAAGGCUUUCUCAAGGCAGAGGGAGAGGAAGAGGUAGAGGAGGCAGGUCUCAAGCUGGGAGAGGACAAGGAGGCCGAAGCAAGCUGCAUUGUUCCUUUUGCAACAAAAUUGGACACAUAGCGGAUAAUUGUUACAAGAAGCAUGGCUAUCCACCUAAUUACAAGCAAAGAUUUGAUAAUCAUAGCUACAACAAUUCAGCUACAUCUGUCCUAAAUUGUAUGACAGCAAUUGAUAACACUGAGGGUGAAAAUGAGAAUCUCAGUGAACAACAUCAGAUAGUUAGAAGUGACACCACAAGCACUGAUUUCACACCAGAGCAGAAAGAAAUAAUUUUGGCACUACUUAGUAGGCAAGACGUGAAUCAUGUUCAUAGCAUUAGCCAGAUUUCAAUCAAAAAUUCUCAUUUACCUCAUCAAGGUAAAAUGGAUCUGCACACUUUGAAGAUGAUUGGUGCAGCUAGCAAUGUUAAUGAUUUAUACAUUCUGUUCAAAGAGAUCAAACAAGCUAGCAUAAAUAGCAAUUAUUGUAUCAUGUAA
This is a messenger RNA of Arachis stenosperma, 1221 nucleotides long. RefSeq lists its product as uncharacterized. Lineage: Eukaryota; Viridiplantae; Streptophyta; Magnoliopsida; Fabales; Fabaceae. Gene Ontology annotation, molecular function: nucleic acid binding; zinc ion binding. The transcript is spliced from 4 exons. The record is from RefSeq and is a predicted model, not a curated record. Bases 1 to 1221 code for a protein of 406 amino acids.